This is a messenger RNA of Ostertagia ostertagi, 957 nucleotides long. The record is from the annotation of a GenBank genome assembly. Lineage: Eukaryota; Metazoa; Nematoda; Chromadorea; Rhabditida; Trichostrongylidae.
ACUGCUUUGGAUGGUUAUUGCUCUCAACAUAUUGCACUCAAUCUUCCUUCUGAUAUUACAGCAAAGCCUUGCGACGUGCUCGUGCCACCGCUGUUCUGCUUUGUACUCAGAUCGAUGGCAUCAACAUCUUUCACAUCCCAUGCCUUCAUUCAUCUCGCAAUGGUUACUGAAAGAGCGAUCGCUUCGAGACAAAUGAGAACCUACGAAAAAUGCGAUGGUAGAAUCGGAUAUUUCAUGGCUGUAACGCAGCUAUCGGUAAAAAUAAUUAUUCUUUGCAGUUUUGAGGCCAUUCUAGUUUUCAAACCACCAACACUAACAUGCUUCUGUGCUUUUCAGGUCAUUUUUGCCCUGUCGGUCGCUCUCUAUAGUAUGCACAAGUACAGCUUCCGUGAUGCAACAUUCUACUGCUCUGCAGCCACACCAACUACAAUGGAUGAUGUGACAUCGACUAGCUAUCUGAUUGUGGUGAUGGAAGCUGUUAUUCUGAUCAUGUUUGUAGUGGUCUACAUAGUGAACAUGAGGAGAGAAAAAAGCAUUCGCGGCGGCUCAUCCGCCAACCGGUCUAUUCCGCUUUGGACGCGGCAUUGCGGCUGUACAACCUAUGCUGUAAGUAUCAAACCAGGGGAGAACCUGGUCGUACUUCGGCUGCUUAUGCCGAUGGUCCUCCUCCAUUUUGUGAUUUAUUCUUGCUUCAUGACGGCGUGUGCUAUUGCUGCGUCCAUACGAUACCUUUUCAGUUCUGGAUCCGCGUUCAGAGCCUAUAUAGCAGCUGUUUAUCUAGUGCCACCACUGCCUCAAAAUUGUGCCCAUUUAUACACGGUCUCUUCUCCUUUGCUGUUGUGGUGGAUAGUGAAGCAUCAUCGCAAAACCCGUGAAGAACAACUCAAUCACAUGUCAGUCAAACCGAAGGAUGAAAAGGAUAUUUAUUUCUCGAGCUAUGCAGCUGCAUGGAAUCGU